Sugiyamaella lignohabitans is the source of this 2886-nucleotide messenger RNA. RefSeq names its product Vps53p (gene VPS53). The coding region runs from base 1 to 2886 and encodes 961 amino acids. The transcript has a single exon. Lineage: Eukaryota; Fungi; Ascomycota; Dipodascomycetes; Dipodascales; Trichomonascaceae. Gene Ontology annotation, cellular component: GARP complex. Gene Ontology annotation, biological process: retrograde transport, endosome to Golgi. The record is from RefSeq and is a predicted model, not a curated record.
AUGGCAUCGUUUGGUGUGGCAAAUGGCCACAGCGGUGGCAGUGGACUCGGUGGCGAGGACGAUGACCCACUGUCGUUGCCGAAUUACUCGCCCGUGGACCAUUUGAACGUGCUAUUUCCCACGUCGGCCAAUGUUCAGAGGGUCGGCGAUAUCCGGGAUCUGGCCCAGUUGUAUGGCCAAUCACUCGAGUCUAAGCUGAUAAAUGGACGAAGGACAUCUGGUUCGACUGGCAGUAGCAGUAUCGAGGCUGUAUCGAAGACGCUGGAAGAGGUCCGGUCGUUGACAGACCAGAUCGACUCACUUCGGACCCAAGCUGCUAGCACUGAUCAGGCUAUAACAGCUAUGACCUUGGAUAUCAAAAAACUCGAUAAUACAAAAGCUAAUCUGAUUCAAAGUAUAACUGUAUUGAAACGACUUCAGAUGCUGACCACAGCGUAUAAUCAGCUGUCAUCACUGGUAGCACGUCGUCAAUACAAAGAGAUGUCACAAACACUUCCGGCAGUUAUGGAGCUAAUGGCUCAUUUCCGACAGUUUCGAAGCAUCUCACAGAUUGCCACUCUCAGUAAACAGGUAUCGGACAUCCAAGUACGCAUUUCCGACCAGAUUUUCGACGAUUUCGCUACUGUCAUUGAACACAAACCCGGUUCCCGAACAGUGGCUGGUUCAGCAGGUGUAUCUGGUACUGGCACUCCUGUACUGAAUGGCUCUUCUACAGGAUUCUCUGGUUCAGGAGCAGGCUCUGGAACCGGGUCCGCCACUCAAACCGGUGCACCGGCGUCGAUAGUGGAUAUCAGUGCUACUCUUGCUGACGCGUGUGUUGUGCUUGAUAGCCUGCCAGGGUCUACGGCAAGAGACAGACUGAUAUCAUGGUUUUGCAAUGUUCAGCUAAAAGAAUACCGGACCAUUUUUCGCAGUAGUGACGAGGCAGGGUCUCUGGAGAACAUUUCUCGUCGUUAUUCGUACUUGAAACGACUCCUCAAGACUCAUAGUGACGAGUAUGCUAGAUACUUUGUUCCAAGCUGGAAUGUUACUGAAGAACUGUGUAAACGAUUCUGUGCUACUACAAGAGAAGACAUUCAAGGACUGCUUUCACAAGUAAGCAGUACUCAGACUAAUCCAAAAGAAUCAGACGUUCAGUUACUGCUCAAUUCACUAAAUGAAACACUUGAAUUCGAGCAAUAUCUUGAGAAAAAGUUUAAAUAUAUGAACCCUCGACCAGCUUCAUCAUCAUCAACAUCGUCAUCAGAACCAUUUAAAUUUGCCAACUCUGUUUCAAUAGCAUUCCAACCACAUCUGAACAUCUGGAUUCAGUUCCAAGACAGAGCCCUGGCCCAGAAGUUCCAGGAGUUCAGAGCUGUUUCUCGACAUUCACAGAGCCAGGGCACGCGCAGCCAGACUGGAUCAGAUGAUAACGAUCAGGAAAAUAAAGACGACGAUGAUCCCACUGUGCUCCCGUCCUCAGCAGACUUGUUUAUAUUCUAUCGGUCAGUACUUACACAGACUGCCAAGCUGUCGAACCGAGAACCACUACUACAACUGUCAAAUCUGUUUGGUAAAUGGCUGACGGUAUACUGUAGCCAGAUUCUUCGAUCAUACAUACCGGACAGACUAGUCACCACUGAUGAUAUCAAGACCAUCUGUCUAGUAAUUACCACAGCAGACUACUGUUUCAACACCACAAAUCAGCUGGAGCAGAAGCUUGUAGACCAAUUGGAUCCGGAGUUUAAAGUUGGAGUCGAUUUGGAACGCGAGAAGGGCAUGUUUUUGGAAGUCAUCAAUUUGUGUAUCCGGAAUCUGGUAAGGAAAGUCGAGGCAGGAUGCGAGUUUGCAUGGCGCGAAAUGGCUAAUACAAACUGGUCCAAGGUUGAAACUGUUGGCGACCAGUCAUCUUAUGUUGCCGACCUGACGUCUAAUAUUGAACGUGACACUCUGGCUAUACUCGAAUGUAUGAAGAAAGAAACUCACGCUAGGAUGCUGUGCGAUAAGAUUGUCGAGGCAGUCACUGGAGACUUCCUUCAAAGCGUUGUCCGUUGCCGACCUAUUUCUGAGGUGUCUGCUGAGCAAAUGCUACUGGACUUGUAUGUAUUGAAGGGCUGUUUCCUGAAACUUCCCACAUUAGCCCAGAAACAACACGACCACGGGUCUAUGGAUAUCAAUGGCACUGACAAAUCAUCGACUGGAAUUCACAAUAAUGACAGUGGAACUACCAACGGUUUGACUACAGGCAGUGAGACGAGUACAGUGUCUAGUGCUUAUACCAGACAUGUAACCAAGUCGCUGUCACGGGUUGAGACGAUACUGAAGGUGAUUCUGACCCAAGUGAACCCUGCCGAGGGACUCGUACAAAACUAUUUCUAUCUUGUCGGAGACAAGUCGCAGCAGAACUUUGCCAAGAUCCUUGAACUCAAGGGUAUUACCCGUGGAGGACAGACGAGGUUCCUGGAAAUGUUUAAUGCCCACUUAAAAGCACACGAUAACCUUGUCGACGAGUCGCCGAUCCUGUCGAGUCUACAAUUGAAUCCUCUGGUUGGCAAGGGCACUGUAGUGGGAGGCUCGCGAGUGAGCAGCGCAUCACACAUCAACAUAGGCAUUGGCGGUCUGGGUGGAGCUGCAGGAAUAAUGGGGUCUGGCAGCGGAAUCAACCUCGUUGGCAGCAACAACAGCAGCAACAACAACAGCGGCAGUAGCAGCGGCAACCCGUUCCAGAACGGUAGUCAUCUGUUCGACACCAAAGGACCCUCGAUCCUGUCAAAAGAAGGCUUUGAACGCUUCACCCACGGUGCCGAGGCACCGGUAAACAAACUCAACGAGAACUUCCGUAACUUCGGCCGUCUGUUCCGUCGUGACGGGUCCGGGAGCCCGCUCGGCAACCGCAACAAUCACUAG